Molecule: messenger RNA, 480 nt
Organism: Fusarium venenatum
Lineage: Eukaryota; Fungi; Ascomycota; Sordariomycetes; Hypocreales; Nectriaceae
Source: RefSeq, a predicted model, not a curated record
AUGCAAGGCGGCGCAGUCUGCGGUCAUAGCGUCUGUUCGUUCAACGCUCUGAACGAUCAGUGCUGUAGUGCAAGCGGAAAGUGCAUCAGCGGUUUGAUCGUUCAUAAGCCUGGUCGUACUCAAAUGGCGAGCAAGGAGAAGACGGAGAUUGAGGACAGCCUCAAACGUAAUCCAGAGGCUGCUGCCCGACAAUUCCUGAAGUUAAGCCCGGAGGAACAGGCGGCCGCUGCCCACACUGGUGGCCCUCCUGUUGGCACUGAUAUUACUGGAACGAAAUGGGAACCCAAGGAGUGUGAAGAGAUUGGAGGUCCAGAUGCACAGUCAUUUGUUGAGCUCCCAGAUGGUACAUAUCACGGAUUUGGCCCAGGAGUCCUCCAGGUUUCUGAAGAAGAGCUCCAGCGACAGCUGAAGGCCAAGGGCAAGCCACCUCUGUCCGACAAGAAAAUUGCGGAGCUACGCGAGAAUGGUUUCUUAGAGUGA